Strongylus vulgaris is the source of this 1596-nucleotide messenger RNA. NCBI's taxonomy places the organism in Eukaryota, Metazoa, Nematoda, Chromadorea, Rhabditida, Strongylidae. The record is from the annotation of a GenBank genome assembly.
AAUAACCAUGUAAUCUCGAAGACACUCUCUUUCAGUUAUACACAAUGCGAUAAGGACAAACGCCUCAACGUGCGUGGAGUAACAAUAGCUCUAUGGUAUUUCAUAUCAAAAGGACAUCAGACCGUAGCGAUGCUACCGUACUGUUUCAAAACCUAUCCAGACAAGUCAUCGUCUUGGCCGGAGUUGAUGGCGCUUUUUAAGAUGAAUCUGAUUGAGUUUACACCUGGAUACGGUAGUGAGAAGUACACCGAAGUAAACCGAAUUCUGGCUAAUCGCGCCGCAGAUACUGGUGGCUGUAUUGUUGCACGCUCGCAAAUGCACAACAUUAUAGAAGAGAGACCGACACUGGAUCGAACCGACAUUGACAUAUUGCAGUCCACCCUAGAAUGUCCACUGUCUGAUCCUGAUUGGCCGCGAUGUUCAGCGCAGCAGAUGUCCACCCUAGAAUGUCCGCUGUCUGAUCCUGAUUGGCCGCGAUGUUCAGCGCAGCAGAUGGUACUUAGAGAUCAGCGGCAUUGGCUUACAAAGCUCUGUGCCCUUGUACCUGACCAAGUUGCUUGGCGUACUCUUCUACAUGCAGUGAUGACAUUCAAACCCUCGAUGCCCCUUCCCCCUGUAAAGCUGCCUCCGAGGUGUCUAACUCAUGCUCAUCGCCGGGUUUAUCCCCCAGAAACAAACCCUAUUGAUGGAAAGGGUUACAGCUAUGCGAGAGUAAGUACAGCCGCUCGCCGCGAACGAACCCUGUGGGAGGACGGCGAUUUAUCAGAGAAGUGCACAGACGAUAUGACAUUGAGUGAGCGUUGCCAUAAGAUUUUGGGAUCAGGUGACAGCGAGAAACACCUAGACGAUUUCCUUCCCGAAUAUCUCCGACCACCAAAGGAUCCCUUUGAAGAAGAGCCUCGAUUUGCCGAUUCAACUGCGUUACCAAAUUACUUGGGAAAUCCAAACUCCAUAUAUCGCCUACGUCCUCAUAAAAGCGGUUCACAUGGCAGUUCAGAAACUUCGACAGGAUCAAGCUCGUCAUCUAAUCAUUACAACGGCUACUUUAAAAGCUCUGCUACUUCUACGGAACAGGCUACGAAGGUGGAACAGUCGACUAAGAAUUCCGGAGAGAAGGAAACCAAAGAGAAGACAUUAGAUGAGAAAUCGCUCGAUCCGCUCAAUCCCGUUUACUCAACAGAAUAUGUUGGAUACUCCACCACGUCAGAUUGGCCUGCCGAAGCGGCUCUAACGAAUGAGGAAAAGUGUGCAAUAAAACUGUCACAAAUCUUUGGAUGGAGAAAAGCGAGUGUUGCUGUUCGCGUAGUCAAAAAUCACCCUAGGGUGCGUAUUGUUAGUCGCUUAGUUGAUUUCGCACUUGUGGAAGCAGAUGAGGACGAUGAUGAUAAACCAGGAGAGGAUGUUAUCAACUAUAUAGAUCUUGUCAAUAUGCUAAAAGGAACUGACUCCUCUGCACCUAACGCAACAGAGCUUGAUCAAGAAAACCUCAUCGACUUUUCAGACGACGUCUUAAUUUCCACAGCUAAUCCAACAACACUUAACACAACUGUGCCUGAUUCCACAAUACAUCAAACAUUGUCACUUCUUGAUAUGUAG